Molecule: messenger RNA, 467 nt
Organism: Scutellospora calospora
Lineage: Eukaryota; Fungi; Glomeromycota; Glomeromycetes; Diversisporales; Gigasporaceae
Source: the annotation of a GenBank genome assembly
CAUCUGUUGUAAUACCAAUACUCAUGUCAAUACUUAUUGGAUUAACAUUUAUGAUUUUUCCACCUUUAUUCUUAUAUGCAACAGAAAGUUUUAAUAGCGUGACAAUAACUUUUUUAAUUUUAUAUGGAGGCUUGGCAAUUAAUGUUUAUGGUUUAAUAAUUGUGAUCAAGUUUGUAGAUAAUUCUAUAGUUAUAAUUGUUAAUUUGGUUGUAGGAUGUUGUAUUUCUAGUUUAAAAGGCACUAAAAUAGAAUUUAUGAUAGCCAAUAUUUUAUGGGGAUUUGAUUAUUAUAUAAUAUUUUAUAAUUUACAAGACAAAGUUAAUCCAAUUUCUCUUUUACUUUUCUGGGUAGAUUUAUGGACUAUAUCUGUUUCUAUUUAUAUUGCCUUUGAAAAGUUAUUAAAUGGUGAAAAAAUUGAAGAGCAAGGAAUGCCAGAAUUUGAUAUUGAAAAUUACAGGAGGGUGUAG